This is a messenger RNA of Bactrocera oleae (olive fruit fly), 1140 nucleotides long. The record is from RefSeq and is a predicted model, not a curated record. Lineage: Eukaryota; Metazoa; Arthropoda; Insecta; Diptera; Tephritidae.
GCGGAACAGCGCGGCGUGGAAGAGCGGCUAUAAACGGCGCGACAAAGUAAACGCUCUGUGAGCAUUUCCAACAAGCAACGAAGGGAAUGUAACCAGCAAAGCAAAAGGAAAAAGAAAUUGAUAAAUAUUGCAACAGCUACAAAAACAAAUAAAAAAGCGACCACACACGUGCGCCACUGCUCACACGCACACACACCUACAUGCAACGUUUAACCCACCAACGAGCACAAACAAAACGAAAAGCGUGCAUUUAAAGUAUUGAGUGACAGUCGCAUAUGAGCCACUGGGACUGAGAGCUGACAAUGACAAUAUCCGAAACAGCGGAAGCGGAUAUCAAUGCACUGUAAACCAGCGCUUGAAUGGCAAAACUGACAGCAGUGACGAGCGGCAGUUUACAACCUUUGCUUCCGCACAGCUCGCCCCUAUUAACCCCAUACAGCGCGAUAGCGGAGAUGGCCGGAAGCGCGCACGAGGCAAAUUUCGAUAGUCACAGCGCAAACAAUAAAUUAUUGAGCGCUUUAAUCGACGACAACAACAACCACAUCAACGCUGACGACAACCGUAACACAAGCAUAGCGAGCAAUUUGAGCGCCACCAUCACUACAGUAGGUUCAAAUGUGACGCGCGUUUUGUACACAUACUUUCAAAAUAUCACCGAACCGCAAGGCUAUGCGGCCGCCGCCACCACAACGACAACAACAGCGGCAGCUGCCAGUAAGAGCGUCAGCGACAGCACAACAACAGCAAGAUUGCACAGUCUCAUCAGCAAUGCCGCUGAGCCACAAAUUGGCAGCAAUGAUUUGCCGACGACGUCUCAAAGUGUGAGCGCUACGCUGCUCGCCACCGCCAAAACAUUGCUGCAAGCGCCACUCAGCGCGUCCGCGAAUGCAACGCGCGCAGCAACGGUGUUGGCGAAUGCAACCGCGUCCAUAUCAGCCUCCGCCGCGACCUAUGCCACCGAACUGCUGAACUCGACACUGUCGCGAACGCUGUCGACGAGCGGGAGUGGCGCGAGCGCGGCGCCUAGCAGCAUCGUUUUGACCACCUCGCCCAAUGUCACCUACCUGCCACAUCAGGUCGCCAUACGCAGCUUCGAGGACUGCGCGGCGCUCUUCGCCAAUUACACGCAGCCGCAGAAUG